AUGGGGUUCAUUAACCUUUCUCUACCCCUCUGCAUCGAUUCCUACCCCACCCACUCCGCAUGCUCCCCACCUCCCCACGGGCAGGUCCAACGGGCAGAGGGUGAGCGGCGUGAAAGAGACCUACCCGUGGGCGCUCCACCAAUGGCUGGACUCCCUCCUGGACCUGCCAUCUGUGCGCCAGCACCGCUUCCUCUACCACUCUGCACCGAACUCCACUCCCUCUUUCGCCCUUCUACUCCCAGGUUCAACGGGCAGAGGGUGAGCGGCGUGAAGGAGACCUACCCAUGGGCGCUCCACCAGUGCCUCGACUCCCUCCUGGACCUCCCAGCCGUGCGCCAGCGCCACUUCCUCUCCUUCCGCCAGGCCACGUCCCCCGUGACCAACGCACUGGGCUCGCUGGUGUUCCUGGGCACACCCUUCUACAUCAAGAAGUGGCAGCGCCACGGCUUCGCGCGCAUGCUGCUGUCCGUGGGAGCAGGCGUGCUGCUCACGUACCUCUUCAUUCUCGCGUAUACGGCGCUGUGGGAGCUGCUCGUGCUGCUCAUGGCUGGCCGGCCGCAGGAGCCCUCACCUCAUCCUCCUUCUCAGCUGCCUCAUCGCCACUGCCAUCAUGCUGCUGGCGCUCAGCGAGCCAUCAUGCUGCUCGUGCUCCUCAAGCUUUGGAACGUCUCAAAAGGCCCUCCUCUCCGUCCCACCCUUUUGCUGUGUCCCCUCCUCCCUCCCCUCACUCGCAGGUUUUACGCGGAGUCCGGCCCUCACCUGAUCCUCCUUCUCAACUUCCUCAUCGCCACGGGCAUCAUGCUGCUCGUUCUCGUCAAGCAGAUCAUGGAUGUGAGUGUAACGAGGUGUGAGUGCACCAAGAUGUGGGUGUAG
Molecule: messenger RNA, 873 nt
Organism: Closterium sp. Naga37s-1
Lineage: Eukaryota; Viridiplantae; Streptophyta; Zygnematophyceae; Desmidiales; Closteriaceae
Source: the annotation of a GenBank genome assembly